AUGGCCAUUGGAACUGUUUUGGUUACCGGCGGCACCGGCUACAUUGGCUCCUUCACCUCCCUCACCCUGCUUGAGAACGGCUACGAUGUUGUCAUCGUCGACAGCCUCUACAACUCGUCCAAGGUCGCCGUCGACCGCAUCGAGCUCCUGAGUGGCAAGCGCCCCCACUUCUACCAGGUCGACAUCACCGACAAGGCCGGCCUCGAUGAGGUCUUCAAGAAGCACCCCGAGAUCGACAGUGCUGUCGGCGAGUCGGGCGAGAUCCCCCUCGAGUACUACCGUGUCAACGUCGGCGGCACCGUCACGUUGCUCAAGUCCAUGACGGAACACAAUGUGCCCAACAUUGUCUUCUCCUCCUCGGCGACCGUCUACGGCGACGCCACCCGCUUCGAGAACAUGAUCCCCAUCCCCGAGCACUGCCCCAUCGGCCCGACCAACACCUACGGCCACACCAAGGCCUUUGUCGAGCAGAUCAUCACCGACCACAUCCAGGCCGAGCGCAACAGGCUGAAGAAGGCCGACAAGCCCUUUGAGCACUUCAACGGCGCCUUGCUGAGAUACUUCAACCCCUGCGGCGCCCACCCCUCGGGUCUCAUUGGCGAGGACCCCCAGGGCGUUCCUUACAACCUGCUGCCCCUGCUUGGCAAGGUCGCGACCGGCGAACGCGAGAAGCUGCUCGUUUUCGGCGACGACUACGCGUCAAGAGACGGCACCGCCAUUCGCGACUACAUCCACGUCAUUGACUUGGCCAAGGGCCAUCUGGCCGCGCUCAACUACCUCCGCGAGAACAAGCCCGGCGUCAAGGCCUGGAACCUGGGCUCCGGCCGCGGCAGCACCGUUUUUGAGAUUAUCAAGGCCUUCAGCCACGUCGUCGGCCGCGAGCUCCCCUACGAGGUCGUCCCCAGACGCCAGGGCGACGUCCUGGACCUCACGGCCAACCCCUCGCUCGCGAACAAGGAACUUAGCUGGAAGACGGAGAAGACGCUGGAGGAGGCCUGCGAGGACCUUUGGCGCUGGGUCAGCAACAACCCCAAGGGCUACCGCCAGGAUCCUCCCCCCGAGCUCCUCGCCAACGCCAAGCCCACCAGUGGUUGA
This is a messenger RNA of Colletotrichum higginsianum IMI 349063, 1095 nucleotides long. RefSeq names its product UDP-glucose 4-epimerase. The coding region runs from base 1 to 1095 and encodes 364 amino acids. Gene Ontology annotation, cellular component: cytosol. NCBI's taxonomy places the organism in Eukaryota, Fungi, Ascomycota, Sordariomycetes, Glomerellales, Glomerellaceae. Gene Ontology annotation, molecular function: UDP-glucose 4-epimerase activity. The record is from RefSeq and is a predicted model, not a curated record. The transcript has 4 exons. Gene Ontology annotation, biological process: beta-D-galactose catabolic process via UDP-galactose, Leloir pathway.